Varanus komodoensis (Komodo dragon) is the source of this 5204-nucleotide messenger RNA. Its product is annotated as isopentenyl phosphate kinase-like. NCBI's taxonomy places the organism in Eukaryota, Metazoa, Chordata, Lepidosauria, Squamata, Varanidae. The record is from RefSeq and is a predicted model, not a curated record. Bases 532 to 1254 code for a protein of 240 amino acids. Gene Ontology annotation, molecular function: kinase activity; ATP binding. The transcript is spliced from 7 exons. Gene Ontology annotation, cellular component: cytosol.
GCUUGACGCUGCAUCUGCCUCUCAAGCCACAUGUUCCAGAGGGUGGGUGCCGCUACCCAAAGGCUUGCUUUACACAUUACUACCUGAUGAUGUGCCGUUGGUUGUGAAAUGACUAAGCCUUCCUGGGAGAUUCCGUGGGCUGAGGUGGUGUACAUAGGGGAAGACAAUCAGCUAGGUUGUUCACACCUUUUUAGGAAGCCAAAUACCAAGGUUAUAUACCAAGUAUAUACAGGCUUGAAGAUGCUUUUAUAAAUAACUUUAUAAAGAGGUGAUAAACAUUCCCAGGGGUAAUUUACACCGUUCACCCAAUUCACCCUUUAAAAGUGCCAGAGCCCAGAAACUAGAACCUCUGAUGAUGGCAAUACCAAACACACACAGUGUUGUCUCCUUGACUUCUGUUUAUGCUGGGGGCCACUCGCCUGAUCUCAAGAGUAUAUGGUAGGGGUCCAGUAAGAUCCAUGCAUGUACCUCAGGCCUGUGGUGAAAAGAAUUUUUACUGGAGCUGGCACCAUGGAAAGGCUCUGACCGCAGAUGAGAAGCUCUCCAUAUAAUGAUGCCAGGACACGAGCAAGCUCCUUUGGGCAUUUCCAGGCUAAAGAAAAGAAUGUCGCUUCAGGGGCAUCAGCGGGAUCAGCUGCAAGUGACAAUUUGAGACAGGGACUGUGUUUGACAAGGUUGUCUGUCACCAAGCUGAACCACCUGGUGACUGAAGAGUUGGUAAAAUGUGGCGUUCCAGCAGUGGGCCUUUCGCCUUUUGGAACCUGGAAAACAGCAUGCAAGAAUGUCAUCCAUGCUGGUGUUGAAGCAGUGAGGGACAUUUUAGAUGCAGGUUAUAUCCCAGUUUUACAUGGCGAUUGUGCUCUGGAUGCGGAACAGCACUGCUGCAUCUUGUCUGGUGAUACAAUUAUUGAGGUUCUGGCUAAGACAUUCUCUCCUAAGCGGGUUGUGUUUCUCACAGAUGUGAAUGGAAUUUACACCUGUCCACCUGCCACCCCAGGUGCUAAGCUUGUAGAUUCCAUCGCCAUCGCUCCUGAUGGGAAUAUCAAGCCACCGGUGCUUACAUCUACCCUGCCACAUGAUACUACUGGGGGUGUGUCCUUGAAGUUACAGGCAGCUGUCAAUAUAUUUUCUGAGAGCCAUGGAGCCAUUCCAGUUCUGAUCUGCAAACUGGACAGUGAAGCAGCUGAAAGGGCUUGUUUGACUGGGGAGUUGAAGGAAGGUGAAGGCACAAAGUUUUCCUUUGUUGGAAGGUGAAGAUGUUUCCACAAGAGCUUUGAACUAGGCAGACGGAUUUCACUGAGGCAGUAGCAUUUCAGUAUGUGAAUCUAUUCUGUAAUUCAUGUGUGACUGUCUGCGUCAACUUCAGACUGAAGAUCCACUUCUUAAUGUCUUGUCAUUAACUGAAUUGCAGCAAAUAAUCCAGUACUCAUGAUCACCUUCUUCUAAAGAAAUGAAGCUACACGUCACACAGUAAACUUUCAGGUAGUUUCCUAGAACUUGGAGCUUUUUGACAUGAAGCUUCUCACCGCCACUUUACAGAGGCAUCUGCUUCUAGAAUCCUUGUGGAAUUAAGAUCACUUCAUUUACGUGUUUUUAAAAAUAUAUUUUUACACCAGGGAUUUAUUUUCUGUCUUUCUAUAUGUUUGAUUACACACCUACUAGGUGCUUGUUUGCAUAAUGAUAUUGUGUAAAUACACUAAGAUUUCAUGGCACCAUUUACAGCCUUUCCUUUUUAGGGGAAAAACACCCAGCUAAAAUGGCUGCAAGCAACAGGAAAGGCCCCAGCGAGUGAUGAAGUUGUGUGGAGCACCAGUUAAUUUCCAUGAGCGAUGAAUCCUGAGCACACUAUAAAAGCCUUGUGUAGAAAGGUUCCAAACUAACCUUUUCAACUUGAGUUUAAUAAGGAAAGGCUUGUCAGAAAGCUGUAAGGUGUUUAUGAAGAAGGGACAUUUUUUCCAUUCAUUCCUGGCAGUCUUUUUCCCUAACCCAGGGGUCGGCAACGUUUAACACUCAAAGAGCUAUUUGGACCCGUUUCCCACAGAAAACAAAACACCGGGAGCCACAAAACUCUUUUGACCUCUAAGAUGAAAAUAACACUGCAUAUGUCGUUUUUUACCUUUAUGCUAUGUAUAAAAAACUAUAGUGUGCUGCAUUUAUGAAACAAAUCGGGGGCUGUGCCAUGCCGGCCCAGGUCACAGAUCGGGUUGCAGAUUCAAGAGCCACAUGCAGCUCCAGAGACGCAGGUUGCCUUCCCCUGCCCUAACCCUUCUCAGGAAAUGCUACAGCAAAAUAUUAGGACUUCAUUUUAGGUGUCAGUGGUGUCCAGAUUGCAAUUGAGAUCAGUGACUGAACAAAUUGAACAGUAAGAUAGUUUACAGCAGCCAUAAAGACAAAAAAAUAACGAACCUAUGAAAACCUACUAUUAUUAAGAUGUUUAUAUGAGAUAUAAGACAAGUUCAUCCAAACACAAUGUAUGGGUGUGAAAGCUGGGGAGUGAAGAAAGCUGACAGGAGGAAAAUGGAUGCAUUCCGAAGAUGAUGCUGGAAGAGAGCUUUGCAAGUACCCCGCACAACAGAAAGGCAAGUGUGUCUUUGAUCAAAUCAAGCUGGAGCUUUCCCUAGAAGCAAAAAUGACAAAACUGAGGUUGUCAUACUUGGAACACAGCAUGAGAAGGCAAAAUUCCCUGAGUAGACAAUUACGUUAGGGAAAGGCAAAGGCAAAAGGGAAGACCCAAUAUGAGAUGGACUGAAUCCAUAAAUGAAGUCACAACCUUAUGCAUGAAAGAGCUGAAUGGAGCUGCCAUGGAUAGGAUAUUUUGGAGGGCUUUCAUUAGGGUCACCAGAGGUGAGAGAUGACUUGACAGCACAUAACAACAAAUAAAGAUGUUAGUUAUUGGAGCACAAAGUCAAUAACCAAAUAUGAAGAAGUUGCAAAUUAAAGAGGAUCACUAUUAUUACAAGUGGACUCCUGCAUAAAAAUUGUUGCAGUUUGGGAAGCUUCUGUUUGUGGUUCUAUUUUCCUAUUAGUUCUCCUGUUUCCCAAAACAAUCAGUCAGUGUCCCUUUCCCACUGAAUAUAUUCAGUCUUUAUAUAUUCAUAUUGGCCUUUGCGGGGCAUUUUGUCUUUUGGGUUUGGUCUUGUUUUAUAGGUUGAAAUGAAGUAGACAUGCUUGUAUCCAGUCAGACUUACUAUAAAAGCUGAGCUGGGCAGCUCUCAAUUCCAUACAUGAGGACAUUUUAAUUAACUUUGCAAUGAAACAAGGAAGUGAUUUAGCCAGACAACGCCCACAGUAUGAAAUAGUAAAUAAUGGGCAGUAUCCAACUAUUAUUCCCUUUGCCCAGAUAAUGUUGUGCUAAUGGAAACUAGGUUCUGAAAUAUGCACAAGAAAAUGCCACUGAAGUAGUGUCUGUGCAAGCCCAGUUCUGUAAGCAGUUAUGCAUUAUGAUUCGUAAGCCGUGUGCAAUUGAUUCUGCAGCCAGCUGUGCAUUAUGGUUGCACAAGCAAUUGCACAAAAAGUUGUGCUACUUGUUGUGCAAGCAUGAGAAAUAACCACUUACAAAAUGGAAAAAAAAUGGUUAGAGCUGUAAUAGCACAAUUUGGAUUUGCAGAAUGACACUGAUACUGGCCAGAGUAGGCAAGCAAAGACUUUGCUCUUUCACAGAGCAUCAAACCCUUUGGGUUUGAAAUGGUCCUCCUUUUCGGCUAAUCAGCUGGCGUGGGUUGGGGGGUGGUCCUUCCAUUUAGCAUUGGCUUUUUGUCAACUGCUGCUUAAUUGAGUCAACAGUUGUUGACUGAUUAUUCUUUUUAAUCUACGAUGUUUUAAUUGUAUAUCAGUUGGUUGAGUUUUUCCCGAUUUUGCCAAACUAUUUGUAGAUUAUUUGCUUCAAAAAGCGGGAUUUAAAUAUUUUUAAGAGAGAAAGUUAUAAUUUGGUGAUGAAGCCAGGGUUUUGCCCAUAGGAAGGGUGGGUUGCUAUCAGAAAAGAAGGGUGUGUAUUCUCCCUUAGACUUUCAAGAAAUGCUGUGGUUUAUGGGGAUAUUUCUGUUGCUUCAAUUCUUAGACAAAAUGCCAUUUUAACGUUCAGUGAUUUGCACUCUACCCCCAGAAGACACAGAGAAGUUGAUACACUCAGGAAAGAUCAGCUAAAGGAAUUACAGACCUCGGAAAAGAAGCUGUGAGAAGUGGAUGAGGAAAGAAUGACUGAGUGUCUGACCUGCCAAGCUGGUUUUGAGUGUCCUCUUGUUGCAGCAACUACGUGACAUUUCAGCUGGGUCCCAGGGUCGAGCUGUGUAUUUCUCACAUGACAGUUCAUGAUUCCCCCUAGAAUUACAGGCGAUCUCUUAAUCCUGCUCACUCCCCUUCACAAAAUAUGAAUUCACUGCUGAAAUACAAACAUAAAAGCGUGGAAGUGGAACAAGGCAAGGCUAGGAAGAGGGACUGUGCAAAAUAACUUUUUAGUCCAGUUGUUGAAAGGUUUGGAUCUCUCUAAUGAGGUCCCACAAGUGAAGUAGGCAGUUGAGUGCUAAGUGAUGACAGAUCACUCAAUGAGGUGUGGGCUCCACAUGCAAUUUUGUGCACCAGAUUGUGUGAAAAGCUGCUGGGCACGACCUAAAAGUAUUUGCACAGGUUCUGAGUUUGUCUGUCUGGAAGUAGGAGUGCUUUGGCAGCCUGGUAGCCCAGAGGAUGCUGGUGUGUGAUCUCUUACAGCUUUGGGUCAACUAUUUAUAGCUGAUCACAGAAGGUGACAGAAUUAAACUGGUUUGCUAGAAAGUCUGGUAUUUAAAGACCAGAUGAGCUCUUCCUUGUAGGACCUAAUAUUUGUUGAUGAAAUUCUGUUGUAAAGGUAUUGUCCCAACACAGAUUUUAUUUAACUAAAUCCAUUUCUGACAAGAUAUGUCUAUGCAAAGCAAGGAUCCUUUUAAAUUAUGUAUGCUUAGGAUGUAUUAUUUGGGAAGGUUGUUUAUGACAGGUUUUAGUCUUUCUGCCUUUAAAAGUUUUUGUUUUCCUUCUGUUAAGUUGUGCAUACUUGAACCAACACCUUCUACAAAAAUUUGUUUUUUAUUUUGUUUUUUCUAUAUAUAUGUUUUAAUUAAGGGAGUUCUGACUUUUAAUUGCUUUUAUUUUUUUGCACAUUUAUUAUGUUGAGCCCUUUGUGACUACUGAUAUGAGAUCAUGGAAUUUGUCAAUAAAUUUUCUUUUGCAGUAAA